CGCGGCCUCCGUGAAGUUUGUCUCGUCUUGCUUUCCGUCCAGCCCUGGCCGCUUUCCGGCACGUGUCCAUCCCUCGGUCCCGGGAAACAGCGGCGAUGGCGUUCCGGUGUCAGCGGGACAGCUACGCCCGGGAGUUCACCACCACCGUGGUCUCCUGCAGUCCCGCGGAGCUGCAGGUGGAAGGAGGCUCCGGCAAGAAGGACGUGCUGAGCGGUUUCCAGGUGGUGCUGGAGGACACGCUGCUUUUCCCUGAGGGCGGCGGACAGCCUGAUGACCGUGGUACCAUCGAUGGCAUCCCUGUGCUCAGAGUGACCCGCCGCGGGGCCCAGGCUGACCACUUCACACAGACAGCCUUGACUCCUGGGAGCCAGGUCCAGGUCUGUGUGGACUGGGAGCGGAGGUUUGACCACAUGCAGCAGCAUUCAGGGCAGCAUCUUAUCACAGCAGUUGCUGACCAUCUGUUUGGGCUAAAGACAACCUCUUGGGAACUAGGGCGACUCCGGAGUGUGAUUGAGCUGGACAGCCCCUCUGUGAGUGCAGAACAAGCAGCUGCCAUCGAGCAGAGCGUCAAUGAAAAAAUCAGAGGGCGGCUGCCCGUGAGCGUGCACGAACUGAGCCUGGAUGAUCCGGAGGUGGAGCAGGUGCGGGGCCGGGGCCUGCCGGAUGAUCACGCCGGGCCCAUUCGGGUUGUUACCAUCGAGGGCGUAGAUUCCAACAUGUGCUGUGGCACCCACGUGAGCAAUCUGAGUGAUCUUCAGGUCAUUAAGAUUCUGGGCACUGAGAAAGGGAAAAAGAACAAAACCAACCUGCUGUUCCUGGCUGGGAACCGGGUGCUAAAGUGGAUGGAGAGAAGUCACGGAACUGAGCGAGCACUGACUGCUCUGCUCAAGUGCGGGGCCGAGGAUCACGUGGAGGCAGUGAAGAAGCUCCAGAGCUGCACCAAGCUGCUGCAGAAGAACAACCUGAGCCUGCUCAGAGACCUGGCUGUGCAUGUUGCCCACAGCCUCAGGAGCAGCCCCGACUGGGGAGGUGUAGUAGCACUGCACAGGAAGGAGGCUGAUUCUGAGUUCAUGAACAUCAUUGCCAAUGAGAUUGGGUCCGAGGGGACGCUCCUGUUCUUAACUGUUGGUGAUGAGAAAGGUGCUGGGCUUUUCCUACUGGCAGGGCCAGCUGAGGCUGUGGAGACCCUGGGGCCCAGGGUGGCCGAGGUCCUGGAAGGCAAAGGAGCAGGGAAGCGGGGCCGCUUCCAGGGCAAGGCCACGAAGAUGAGCCGACGGGCAGAGGCGCAGGCGCUCCUGCAGGACUAUGUGAGUGCGCAGAGCGCCGAGGAGUGAAUGCGCAGUGCCCCCUCCCUGACCUCAGCGGCAGUCUGCGGGACAGUGAAGCAGCUUCACUCCAGAUGGCUGUGCUGAGGCUCGUGACAACACGGCCCGUUUGUGCAGUGUAUUCAGUGUGCCCACGUGAUUAGUAUUCGCUGGUGAAUAAACAGUUUUCUAAUGUGA
Messenger RNA from Ochotona princeps (American pika), 1502 nucleotides. It is a transcript of the gene AARSD1, whose product is annotated as alanyl-tRNA synthetase domain containing 1. Gene Ontology annotation, molecular function: Ser-tRNA(Ala) deacylase activity; nucleic acid binding; alanine-tRNA ligase activity. Gene Ontology annotation, biological process: alanyl-tRNA aminoacylation; regulation of translational fidelity. The coding region runs from base 96 to 1334 and encodes 412 amino acids. The transcript has 12 exons. NCBI's taxonomy places the organism in Eukaryota, Metazoa, Chordata, Mammalia, Lagomorpha, Ochotonidae. The record is from RefSeq and is a predicted model, not a curated record.